AUGACUGAUGAGUCAUUGAUUCCAAUUGAUCCGAUAAACAUAUACCCAACCAUGCAAGCACUACCAUCUUGUGCUUAUUCCUUUCCUAUCUCUCUCUUCCCUCCUCCAUCAAACUUUGUACCUAGCAGUGUCAAGCUCUCUUGGUUCUCUAAACAAGAGAAUGAUGAGUUAUCACACAGAGAUUACUGUUACAUUUUCCCUGCUCCCGUUUCCCCUGCAGAAUCAAAACGUCCCAAUCCAAUGGAUAAAAUAUAUGGUGCAAUAAAUCAUUAUGGCAAGAAGGUUGAAGAAGCAACCAAACAAGCCGAGACCAUGGUUGGCAAUAUACGGAAUCACGUAAGAGUUAGUUCUAGGCCAGCUGAUGCUGCAAUUGCUAGACUUAUUCAAGGAACAAAGGUGCUUACAUCAGGAGGACCCGAUAAGCUAUUUCAACAAACAUUUGGGGUUUUUCCAGGAGAGAAGCUCUUACAGCCAUGUGCUUGCUACAUAUCAACAAACUCUGGACCUCUAAUUGGAACACUUUAUAUAUCCACCAAAAGAUUAGCAUUUUGCAGUGACUCUCCAUUGUGCCAUCAUCCAUUCUCCCUGCAGCAGCAUGAAUGCGUUUAUUAUAAGGUGAUAGUGCUGCUGGAUCAGUUGAGCAAAGUCAGUUCUGUCAGAAAUGGAUUGAAUCCAUCAGAAAAACGCAUGCAGGUUAUCACAACAGAUGGCUAUGAGUUCCAUUUCAUGGGUUUUUUCUCAUAUGACAAGGCUCUCAAGGCUGUAAACGAGGCUCUAAAGCAUUAAGGCAAUCAUUCCAGUGUUCUUGUAGUAACACUUCCACCUGUGUGCUUAAUUAGAUUCUCUUCAAUGUACAUAUACUUUUCUUUUUCUUUUUUUAAGUUGAAGGCUCAAACAGACCUUAACAUAAUGAGAUAACUCUUCAAUGUACCUUCACCACCGAGUUAAACCCAAAAAAUAAAAAUUAAAGGAUUAAAUAUAAUUUUAUUCUUCCAAAUAUAAAA
This is a messenger RNA of Glycine soja, 1004 nucleotides long. Its product is annotated as GEM-like protein 2. Bases 1 to 786 code for a protein of 261 amino acids. NCBI's taxonomy places the organism in Eukaryota, Viridiplantae, Streptophyta, Magnoliopsida, Fabales, Fabaceae. The transcript has 5 exons. The record is from RefSeq and is a predicted model, not a curated record.